This is a messenger RNA of Oncorhynchus keta (chum salmon), 2303 nucleotides long. RefSeq lists its product as uncharacterized. The record is from RefSeq and is a predicted model, not a curated record. The coding region runs from base 669 to 2303 and encodes 544 amino acids. NCBI's taxonomy places the organism in Eukaryota, Metazoa, Chordata, Actinopteri, Salmoniformes, Salmonidae. The transcript has 2 exons.
CCCACACACCCUUCCCAAAAACCCUUCUAUCACAAGGCUAGGCCGAACUACAAGGUAGCAGAUUGGAACAUUGAGGGACAUACACCAACACUCAUCAUAGGAGACUCAAAUCUCAACCGGGUCCCACCAUUCAAUAACCCCAACAUCCAGGUAGACAGUUACCCAGGGGCAACAUUUUAUCACUUCAUAAAAGUACUGGAAAAAACCCCCAUACACACAGACACAGCGACGGUUGUUAUCUCGGUGGGCCUGAACAAUAAAGACCAUGACCCAUUCCAAACAUCACUAAAACAGUUGUCAGUUAUGCACAAGGAGGCAAAGAAAACAUUUCCAAACGCAACAAUAUACAUUCCUGUCAUCAGCCAUUCACCUCUUCUUACUCCACAGCAGAAGAGAAACCUUAAGCUCAUCAACGCUUACAUCACCACUAACUUCCCAACCCUAUUAGAGAUCCCACAAGACACAUUUCACACAACAACAGAUCUCAUACACUGGACAUCCACCACAGCAGACCUCAUCUUUCAACACUGGUGUAGACAGUUAAAUUUACAUUAACCACAAGCCACAGUCUGGAUAGAAAUAACUUUUCUUGCAAUCUCUCUCCUUCCCCAAUAACCAGUGCAGAUCCCCCACCAAGGGGAGCAGCGGACCGGUCAACAACUAAUAUCAUGAAUCUUUCCAAAUCUUUCAUACCCACAGCAGCACAGGUAAAGCUCCUGGAGAGAGGGUUGACAUUCAUCCCUCGCCCAAACAAAUUUGAUUGGGAGGAACUUCAAAGGGACACCCACAAAUACCAUAGAAGACUUAAACUGUUGGACUAUUUUGACUACAACACAGAGGACAAUCACCUACCAUUUACUUUACCAUCUACCUGGGAACCUAAAACCUCCCAGAUAGAUGGCAGAAUCAGGAGACUAAUUAGAAUGGACAAAAACACACUUCACAAUCAUCAGACUCACACAGAUAGGGAGGAUAACCUCACACACGUAGAAAGACAGGCAAUACAACAACUUAAAAACAACCCACACAUCAUCAUUAAACCAGCAGAUAAAGGUUCAAAAAUAGUAAUAUUGGAUAAACAUCAAUACAUGUAUGAAGCCAACAGACAGUUAUCAAACACCAAACAUUAUAAACAUAUAGAAAACAGUAUACAACCACAGACACAGACACAGCUAAGGACAAUAAUAAAAAGACUCUACGACCAACACUACAUCACAGCAAAACAACGGGACUUUCUCUACGGUACAGACACCCCACGACCUAGACUAUUCUAUUUACUGUUAAAAGUACACAAGGAACCGGAGACAUGGACAAUUCCCUUUGAAGUUCCUCCUGGCAGACCGAUUGUCUCAGACUGCAAUAGUGAAUCUUACAACAUUUCACAAUAUAUAGAUCAUCACAUCAACCCUCUCUCCACUAGGCACCCCAGCUUCCUCAGGGACACCUACCACUUCAUGGAGAGGAUUGGACCCAUAGUUGUUCCCUCCCAUACACACAUAUUCACAAUAGAUAUUGAUAGCCUAUACACCAACAUAAAUACAGCAACAGGAAUACAAGCAAUUAGAAACAUCUUUAAGAGAUACCCAGACAACACUAGACCGGACAAAGAAAUAUUACAACUAUUAGAAAUCAGCCUGACUAGUAAUGACUUUUUAUUCAAUGACCAAUAUUACCUGCAGGUGGAGGGAACAGCUAUGGGCAAGAAAUUUGCACCUGCUUACGCCAACAUAUACAUGGCUGAAUGGGAGAGAGAGGCACUGGCCAAGUGUCCAUAUCAACCCACUUUCUAUUACCGCUUUUUAGAUGACAUAAUAGGAGCCUGGCCCCACGACAUCCAGUUAUUCACAAAUUUUAUAAACAUUCUCAACGGUCAUCAUCCAUCCAUCAAGGUUAAAUACACAAUUCAUCCGCAAGAAGUCAACUUCUUAGACACAACAGUUUUUUUCAGUAACAACAAUCAAUCACAGAAAACACUACACACUAGAGUCUACUUCAAACCAACAGACACACAUGCUUUACUUCAUAAACACAGUUACCACCCCAAACAUACAUUUAAGGGAAUAAUAAAAUCACAAAUUAUACGGUUCUACAGGAUAUCAUCUUGCAAGCAAGACCUGGAUUAUGCAAUAAAUAUACUAUUCAACGCACUUAGAAGAAGAGGAUAUUCAAAACGAUUUUUAAGAACUAUUAAAAACAACACAUUGGCCGCCCUCCCUCCCAUUCAUCCAACACCCACAGACCACAGCAAAUCAUCCACCUCUCUUAACCCUAACCUCAACCCUACUCCUAACCUUUACAUUUAA